CGUCCCUUCUCCUCUUUCCUCCACUUCAAAAAUCACGCAUUCCCUCUUUCUCUUCCCGUUUAUCUCUCUCCCCUUCUUUCUCAGAUCAGAAAACAUUCCCCAUCUUGCUUAUUCAUCCAUAUCUCUCGCCGUUCCCGUUUACCAUCGACCUCUCUGUUUCUAAUCCCCUUUUCUCAUCAGUGUUUCCGUCAUGGGUUUUAAUGCCGGUUUUUAUGAAGAUAUGCACGUAAAGUUCCCUUUGCCUUUUGCUUCUCGUUGACGUGCAGUGAUACGAAGAGGGGUUUUAUUGAGAUUGAAAGUGAGAGAAGGAGAAGCCGAAGGGAAAAGGAAAGCAAAAGGAAGAUGGCGAUUCGGGUCGUGAAAGUGAGGAGAGAAGCGAUUGCGGCAUGCAUGACUUGUCCUCUUUGCAAUAAGCUUCUCAGAGACGCCACCACCAUAUCUGAAUGCCUUCAUACGUUUUGCAGAAAGUGCAUCUAUGGUAAGAUAGAAGAUGAAGAACUAGAGUGUUGUCCGAUAUGCAACAUCGAUUUGGGUUGCGUUCCUCUAGAGAAAUUAAGACCAGACCAUAAUUUGCAAGAUGUGAGGUCCAAAAUCUUUCCUCUUAAAAGAAGAAAAGUGAAGGCACCUGAAGUUCUAUCCCCUGUUACAAUGCCUACUAGAAGAAAAGAGAGAUCACUCUCUUCUUUGGUGGUUAAUGCCCCCAAAGUAUCAACAGAAACUACCAUGACUGGAAGGAGGACAAAAUCUGUUGCCAGAAAGGCCAGUGCUUUGCGAGGUUCCAGUUUUUCGGUGGAUAGGCUUCUUAAAAGAGAGGAAGACUCUCUGGAGGAUCACCAGGAGAGUUCAAGCUCACCUGAAACACUAAAUAAAUUCACGCAAAAUAAAAGACAGUGUACUUCUUCUGCUGAACCUACCCAACACAUAAAUAAAGAUGCCGAGAAUGGUGAUGAAUCGUGGGAUGGGAAAUUGGAUCUCUGGAAACCUUUGAAUUGUUUGGUGGAGGUUGCAAAUAGGACCAAGGCCUUCAAGUCUAAUUCACAAGGUUCUGAUUCUAAAUUAGAACCUAACCAUGUUGCUAUCGCUGAAGCUCAAAUAGGCAAAAGAAAAAAUAAGGAAGAUAAAUGCAAAUCAAAAGUGGAGGAUGAAAAGAAUAUUGCUGGUCCUGUAGUGCCAGAAUCUGUAACUCCUAAAAGGUUACGAAGGAUCCGUCGGAAGAGGGCUUCUGGAUUUGGGGAUUAUGGAAUUUCUCUGCAAGCUGUGCUAAAUGCAGCUGGUCCAAAGCAUGAAAGAAGAAUUGGUCCUGUUUGGCUCUCUUUAGUGGCUUCCGAAGACCAGGAAGGAGGUGUAUCCCUACCUCAGUUUCCUGCAAAUUACCUAAGGAUAAAGGAUGGAAAUAUGCCUGUGUCUUUUAUUCAAAAAUACCUCACGAAGAAAUUGGACCUCACCAAUGAAGCUGAGGUUGAGAUUAAAUGCAUGGGACAACCUGUACUUCCCACACUGCAGUUGUAUAAUUUAGUCGACCUGUGGCAACAAACAGCAUCGACAUCACAGCGGGUUGCAGCAUCCGUUGGGUCCAGUGCAAAGGAUUUUGUGAUGGUAUUGGCAUAUGCUCGGAAAGUCCCAGCUCAAUGAUAAUUCAUUCUUUCGCCCACCACAUCAAUCUUAAAGCAUAUAUUAUCCUUAUUAAAACCUUAACCGGCAAUAGAGUAGGACAUUUUGAUACAUGACAUGUAAUUCUAUGGAAGUCGUACGUUGAGUGAGUUGUUUUUUAGUAUUCCAUGAAAGGUAUACGGUGAGUGAGUUGUUCUUUAUACAGUUGUUUAUUUUUCACUCUGCUUACAAGCAUAGAGCUCUGUUUGCGGGCAAGCAAUGGAGUAAACUACCCUAACCGUA
This is a messenger RNA of Hibiscus syriacus, 1893 nucleotides long. Its product is annotated as E3 ubiquitin protein ligase DRIP2-like. Bases 343 to 1632 code for a protein of 429 amino acids. The transcript is spliced from 7 exons. Gene Ontology annotation, molecular function: ubiquitin-protein transferase activity. The record is from RefSeq and is a predicted model, not a curated record. Lineage: Eukaryota; Viridiplantae; Streptophyta; Magnoliopsida; Malvales; Malvaceae.